Molecule: messenger RNA, 495 nt
Organism: Ascochyta rabiei
Lineage: Eukaryota; Fungi; Ascomycota; Dothideomycetes; Pleosporales; Didymellaceae
Exons: 1
Coding region: 1-495 (164 amino acids)
Source: RefSeq, a predicted model, not a curated record
AUGACGAUGGGCAAGGAUGAGAGUUGCUGUGUGGGUAGUGCUGAAUGUGUGUAUAGUAAGGAGAAAAGGCAUACACUCCGGGAACCACGAAAACCCUUGUUUCCCUUUGGAGACACUGCAGUAGCAAAGAGCCGGAAGGAAGAAUGCACACCUUCCGACAUUCGAGGUCGCUACGUACAUGCCGAAGUAGGUCGGGUUUCCUCGCCGUACAGAGACCUAUACCCGGACGACGAUGCGACUGAGAGGUACGACUUGCGUGUCAGCCAGGCGAUCUCGCUCGCUAUCAGUUUCUCCGCCGAGGACAUCGGGUAUCAUGGCUUCCCACAGGAUGCAAAGGUUGUUUGUGUGACGCCCAACCGCAUGCAACCGGGCAGCCGCGUUCCUGAGAGCAAGACUCCACGGGAGAGUUCAGACCCUGGUGCGAGCUGGGCAAAGGCUGCUGGAGGGUCGAGUAUAGCGGUGGCCGGUACUAUGGGGUUGAUGCUUGCCUUGUAG